Rana temporaria (common frog) is the source of this 2721-nucleotide messenger RNA. RefSeq names its product frizzled class receptor 10 (gene FZD10). Gene Ontology annotation, biological process: canonical Wnt signaling pathway; non-canonical Wnt signaling pathway. The transcript has a single exon. Gene Ontology annotation, cellular component: plasma membrane. The record is from RefSeq and is a predicted model, not a curated record. Gene Ontology annotation, molecular function: Wnt receptor activity; Wnt-protein binding. The coding region runs from base 389 to 2137 and encodes 582 amino acids. NCBI's taxonomy places the organism in Eukaryota, Metazoa, Chordata, Amphibia, Anura, Ranidae.
GCGGAUCUCCAUCCCGGGACGCAGCCCCCCUACACAGCUGCUCCAGAAAGAGGAGUGACGAGUGGUGUGUGCAUCACUCAGCCACCAGCGAUCUCCUACAAGUGCAGCACAUAGAGAAGAAGGAGGCACGUCGGGCCAGCGCUGGACAUGUGCGAGGAAGAGGCUCUGACCCCGCUGGUGGAGAGCUGAUCGCAGCACACACGGGGACACGGAUCGCUCCAGGAGCACGCUCCGCACCACUUUUGGGGACAUCGAUCGCUCGGAAGCGCGUUGGAGGACAUUGAUCUCUCCUGGAGCACAGUGAUCUCUUCCAUUACCCAGAAGGAAGGAUGCAGCCCUGACUUUCCCACCCGUGUUUUAUUAUCUGAGUCUUGUGUGAAUUGCAGGCAUGGAGAUCCCCGCAUCGCUCUUCAGAUCUACCCUGCUUCUACUACUAGGAGUGUGCCACUGCUCUGGGAUCAGCUCCAUAGACACCGAUCGGACUGGGGAAGGCAAAUGUCAAACCAUUGAGAUCCCUAUGUGUAAGGACAUUGGCUAUAACAUGACAAGGAUGCCUAAUCUGAUGGGACAUGAAAACCAGAGGGAGGCAGCCAUCCAGCUGCACGAGUUUGCCCCACUGGUGGAGUAUGGCUGUCAUGGUCAUCUGAAGUUCUUCUUGUGCUCCUUGUAUGCUCCCAUGUGUACUGAGCAGGUGUCCACCCCUAUCCCAGCCUGCAGGGUCAUGUGCGAACAAGCCAGGCACAAGUGUUCCCCAAUCAUGGAGCAGUUUAAUUUUAAGUGGCCAGACUCUCUUGACUGCAGCAAAUUGCCUAAUAAAAAUGACCCCAAUUACCUGUGCAUGGAAGCCCCCAAUAAUGGAUCUGAUGAGGCCCCUAGAGGGUCAAGUAUGCUGCCUCCUAUAUUUAGGCCAAGACCUAAUAGUGGCCACGACCUACAACCUAAGGAUAUUCCGAGCAGAGCGACCUGCGAAAACUCAGGAAAGUUUCACCAUGUGGAGAAAAGUGCGUCUUGUGCCCCGCUUUGUACAUCUGGAGUUGAUGUAUACUGGAGCAAGAAUGACAAGAAGUUUGCCUUCAUCUGGAUUGCUAUAUGGUCCAUCCUGUGCUUUUUCUCCAGUGCUUUCACCGUCCUCACUUUCCUUAUAGACCCCCAACGCUUCAGGUACCCAGAGAGGCCUAUCAUUUUUCUGUCCAUGUGCUUCUCUGUGUACUCUGUAGGAUACAUCAUUCGACUCUUCGCUGGGGCUGAUAGUAUCGCUUGCGACAGGGACAGUGGACAACUUUAUGUUAUCCAAGAGGGCCUGGAAAGCACUGGUUGCACUAUUGUGUUUCUCAUCCUCUAUUACUUUGGCAUGGCGAGCUCUUUAUGGUGGGUCAUUUUAACGUUGACAUGGUUUUUGGCUGCAGGGAAGAAAUGGGGACAUGAAGCUAUCGAAGCGAACAGCAGUUAUUUCCAUCUAGCUGCCUGGGCUAUCCCAGCUGUGAAGACCAUCAUGAUCUUGGUGAUGAGGAGAGUAGCUGGUGAUGAACUGACUGGGGUCUGUUAUGUGGGAAGCAUGGAUGUCAAUGCUCUGACGGGCUUUGUGCUUAUUCCUUUAGCAUGCUACCUCAUAAUAGGCACCUCAUUCAUCUUGUCUGGUUUUGUGGCCCUCUUCCAUAUCAGGAGAGUGAUGAAAACCGGAGGGGAGAAUACUGACAAACUAGAGAAACUAAUGGUCCGAAUUGGGGUCUUCUCAGUCCUCUACACUGUUCCUGCCACCUGUGUCAUUGCUUGCUACUUUUAUGAGCGACUAAACAUGGACUACUGGAAAAUACUAGCCACGCAGGAUAAGUGUAAGAUGAACGCUCAGACUAAGACCUUAGACUGCACUAUGACAAACUCUAUCCCAGCAGUGGAAAUAUUCAUGGUGAAAAUAUUUAUGUUGUUAAUAGUGGGUAUCACCAGCGGGAUGUGGAUAUGGACUUCUAAGACCUUACAGUCCUGGCAGAAUGUUUUCAGCAAGCGAUUAAAGAAAAGGAUCAGGCGGAAACCUGCCAGUGUCAUUACAAGUACAGGAAUCUACAAAAAGACUCAACAGCCACAAAAAAUCCACCAUGGAAAGUAUGAAUCGGCCUUACAGCCCCCGACCUGUGUAUGAUAUGAGCGGGCAAAGGGGACUGAUUGUUAGAAAUCGCACACUCUAGCAAAGCCAGCUCUGAACUUUGUGUCUUAGUCACCACAAUGCAGCAUGCCAAGGUAAAAUCACUUUACAGAAGUCGUAAAGAGAACUUGAGUUUUAUUUAUCCUGUGGAUAAAUAGAUUUGCCUGGCUUAAAGGGACAUUAUGGUAAAUGCCCUCUUACAGUACUAAUUUGUUUGGUAUUAUGUGUAAUCCUAAUUAGGUUGAAGUUUACUAGUUUGGCUUAGUGAUGUCCACAAAUUAAGGGGGUAGUUUAGUUUAGGGAGUCUACAAAACUCAGUGGGCUUUAAGGACUCAAGGGAAAUUGGGGUUAUUUGAAAUUCCACCCACUAGUCGAUAAUCUUCCAAACUUUCUCUAAAGCUGGAUUGUACGGUUUCCUUUAAACUAACCAAAAUCUAUGUAGUGGAAGGACCUUCCUAGACAGUUCUCUAAUUUGAUUCGAUCUAGUAGGCCGUUGCACUAGCCGUUGGUAAAUUUAAAGGAGGGCGUACUAUUCGAUUUUAAUGUGUGUGUGGCCAGCUUAAAGCGGGAGUUCACCCGAA